Acaulospora colombiana is the source of this 622-nucleotide messenger RNA. Lineage: Eukaryota; Fungi; Glomeromycota; Glomeromycetes; Diversisporales; Acaulosporaceae. The record is from the annotation of a GenBank genome assembly.
AUGGAUGCAUUGGGCUCUUCCGACAGCAUAUUCAAGGGAUCGAAGAGACUUGAGGAGGAGAGUAUCCUGGCUAUGGAAAUCCUAGGUCUGGAGGAAGCCCUGGUUCCGACUGAGCUCCCAGAGGGUCCCGCUCAACCAAGCCCUAGAGACGGUACACUACAUGAAGCGGAUGCAAAGAUAUUUGCAGGUGUCGACUCAUUUUCCUUGCCGCUUUCCCGUUCCGGGCGACUCAACACCGAGCUGAAUCCUGGAACUCUGCGCCAGCCACCAGCUCAUGUGACUUCACCACGCAGUGCUAGUUCCAACUGUUCCAUAAGUUCAGAGAGCUCAGUCAUCAUCAUAGGUGAUGCAUUUUUGGCACCUACUAAGCUCAAGUCGUAUCUAGAAAGGAAUCCAAACGUCACAAACUCGGCAGAUCUUCUUUCCACACCACCAGUCUCGCCUGCGAGGCGUGUGGACAUAACUCGGCCUCCUCCAACACCUCCUGUACAACCCCAGACCAACGAGCCACAUUCCCCGGUUGCAGGAACUCCUAAGGGUUCUGGGGAAUCUAGUCCGGUGUUCCAGAGAUUUCCUGGAGGCACUCCCAAAGCGAGUAUUGGGGGAGCAAAAGGCUCGUACG